Messenger RNA from Acanthosepion pharaonis, 1086 nucleotides. NCBI's taxonomy places the organism in Eukaryota, Metazoa, Mollusca, Cephalopoda, Sepiida, Sepiidae. The record is from the annotation of a GenBank genome assembly.
AUGGGUGGAGAACUCUCUGACGAUACUGUGGAACAAAACCCUUGUUCAAUACCAACAACAUGUCUGGAUGAAAAUGUGUCAAUCCAGAAAAUCUGCAAAUAUCUUGACUCACAUUUGCACCGAAGAAACCGAAGAGGUGGCACUAGAUCCAAAAUUGUCAUUAUUAUUAUUAUAACUUCCACCUCCUCCUCCUCCCUCUCCUCUUAUCAACUUCGUUCUUUUCACUGGUUCAUAUCGCUUUUUAUUUCUAUUCUUGCCGCUCUCUUCUUCUUCUUCUUUCUUCUUCUUCUUCUUCUCAACUUCUUUCUUCUCGUCUUCCUUUCUUCUUUCUCUUCUUGCUUUUCUUCUUCACCGUCAUCACCUUGUUCAUAUCGCCUUUUCUUUCUGUUCUCGCCUCUCUCUUCAUCUUUUUCUUCUUCUCAACUUCCUUCUUCUCGUCAUCCUUUGUUCUUUCACGUCUUCCUUUUCUUCAUCGUCAUCACCUUGUUCAUAUCGACUUUUCUUUCUGUUCUCGCCUCUCUCCUUCUUCUUCUUCUUCUUCUUCUCAACUUCCUUCUUCUCGUCUUCCUUUCUUCUUUGUCGUCUUCCUUUUCUUCUUCACCGUCAUCACCUUGUUCAUAUCGCCUUUUCUUUCUGUUCUCGCCUCUCUCUUCUUCUUCUUCUUCUUCUUUUUCUCAACUUCCUUCUUCUCGUCUUCCUUUCUUCUUUGUCGUCUUCCUUUUCUUCUUCACCGUCAUCACCUUGUUCAUAUCGCCUUUUCUUUCUUUUCUAUUCUCGCCUCUCUCUUCUUCUUCUUCUUCUUCUUUUUCUCAACUUCCUUCUUCUCGUCUUCCUUUCUUCUUUGUCGUCUUCCUUUUCUUCUUCACCGUCAUCACCUUGUUCAUAUCGCCUUUUCUUUCUGUUCUCGCCUCUCUCUUCUUCUUCUUCUUCUUUUUCUCAACUUCCUUCUUCUCGUCUUCCUUUCUUCUUUCUCUCGAUCUAUCUAUCUAUCUAUCUAUCUAUCUAUCUAUCUAUCUAUCUAAACAACUAAGUCUGUUCAUAUCUAUCUAUCUAUCUAUCUAUCUAUCUAUCUAUCUAUCUAUCUAA